This is a messenger RNA of Durio zibethinus, 267 nucleotides long. NCBI's taxonomy places the organism in Eukaryota, Viridiplantae, Streptophyta, Magnoliopsida, Malvales, Malvaceae. The record is from RefSeq and is a predicted model, not a curated record.
AUGGGAAGAUCUCCAUGUUGUGAGAAACUACGGUCGAAGAAGGGAAGAUGGACAGCAGAAGAAGAUCAAAUAUUAACCAACUACAUUCAACUCAAUGGAGAAGGAUCCUGGAGAUCUUUACCCAUGCAUGCAGGUUUGUUGAGGUGUGGGAAGAGUUGCAGGCUGAGAUGGGUAAACUAUUUGAGGGCAGACUUGAAGAGAGGGAACUUUACUGCUGAAGAGGAAGAAACCAUUGUUAAGUUGCAUAGCACUUUGGGAAAUAGGUAG